Messenger RNA from Protobothrops mucrosquamatus (brown spotted pit viper), 962 nucleotides. RefSeq names its product VPS29 retromer complex component (gene VPS29). Gene Ontology annotation, biological process: retrograde transport, endosome to Golgi; intracellular protein transport. The transcript has 5 exons. Lineage: Eukaryota; Metazoa; Chordata; Lepidosauria; Squamata; Viperidae. The record is from RefSeq and is a predicted model, not a curated record. The coding region runs from base 94 to 654 and encodes 186 amino acids. Gene Ontology annotation, cellular component: retromer complex; endosome.
GGCUUCCGUAGUCGGCACUUCCGGAGUUUUGGGUUGGGCUCACCGGAAGCGGCGAAAAACGGGGCCCGAAGGAGCGGCGCUGAAGCUACCGAGAUGGCUGGGCACAGAUUGGUGUUAGUGUUGGGCGACCUUCAUAUUCCUCACCGCUGUAACAGCCUGCCGGCUAAAUUCAAAAAGUUGCUGGUUCCGGGCAAAAUCCAGCACAUUCUUUGCACCGGGAACCUUUGCACGAAGGAGAGCUAUGACUACCUGAAGACCUUGGCUGGCGACGUUCACGUCGUGAGAGGAGAUUUUGAUGAGAAUCUGAAUUAUCCUGAACAGAAAGUGGUCACUGUGGGGCAGUUUAAGAUUGGGCUGAUUCACGGCCACCAAGUCAUUCCCUGGGGCGACGUGGCCAGCCUCGCUCUCCUGCAGCGCCAGUUUGACGUCGACAUCCUGAUUUCGGGCCACACAAACAAAUUCGAGGCAUUUGAACAUGAAAACAAGUUCUACAUUAACCCAGGUUCAGCAACAGGAGCCUACAGCGCUUUGGAAAACAACAUCAUCCCUUCGUUUGUGCUGAUGGACAUCCAGGCCUCUACGGUUGUUACCUACGUUUAUCAGCUGAUUGGCGAUGACGUGAAAGUAGAAAGAAUCGAAUACAAGAAGUCUUAAAAGCAAGGGGUCCUCACCUAACUCAUUCCAGGUUUUUUUUUUUGUUGUUUGCAAUACACACCCAACACUCUGCAGAGUUUGUAGCCUCGAGAAUUGACAAGGUUACUUCUCUUAUCCUGUUGUAGGCAACUAAGUUUACCUGACCUCUGACAAAAUCUGGCUUGGUUUAGCUCCCCCCACCCUUUUGACCUCCCAAAACAGCUCCUGCUUGUAAAUACUACUCAAAGUGUGCAGCAGAAUUCUGCCUGUUCAUGUGAACUGUCUUAUUCAACUGUCCUAUAAUAAAUACUACUUCGGUUUGAUAAAGA